UUCAGGGUUACUCCACAAUGCCUUCAUCGCUAAAUCUGACGGCUGUUUUGACGGUUCUCGCUUUUGCAUACCUUGCUGUUGCACAAGACUCGGAAUCUUACCAGAAUGUCGAUAAACGAGGCGGUGCUCGUGCAUUUCACAGUUUCUUCAACCUUCCAAGUUCGAAGCGGCUAAGCAGUUUAGCCUCACCAUACUACUUGUAUGAGAAACGUGGUGGAGGACGGGCGUUUGUUGGCGGAUGGCAACCCUUCGAAGGACUUAGCGGACGAAUUGAUCGCCGAGGCGGCGGCAGAGCUUUUUCUGGGCUGUGGGGACCAAGCGACUAUAUCAGCAGAUUCUACGACAAUCCCUAUUACAAGAGGUCGUCAAAUCUGUGGGCAUUCCUCGACGACCGCAACGCAGUCUAAUCCUAUGCUUUCACCUUCUUAUGGAUCUCAUCUAUAAAUGCCACCCGAAAUCAUUUUUUUGUGAACUCAAGGCUCCUCAAGAGAGCUUUUUAACCCGUAAUAUUGCUAAUUUUAUAGCUGGACAUGUGAUAAGAUCCGGCCGUCCAUAGUGCUGUAUGAGCAGUUGAAUGUUGAAAGUUUUGCCUCUGUCGUCUCAUCGUUGACCUUCCGUAAAAAUAAACUUGCU
This is a messenger RNA of Cylicocyclus nassatus, 633 nucleotides long. Lineage: Eukaryota; Metazoa; Nematoda; Chromadorea; Rhabditida; Strongylidae. The record is from the annotation of a GenBank genome assembly.